AUGCCGUCCUCUAUUGAUCCGGCCAUCCUCACCGCGCUCAACAUCGACAAAGACAGCGCUACACUCUCAUCCGUCGGCGGCUCAGGCUUCUCAUCCACCCUCAAGCUCUCCACCACCAAAGACGGCCAGCCAUUCGACUGCUUUAUCAAGACGGGCUCCGGCGAAGGAGCAAGAAUCAUGUUCCAAGGCGAACACGCCUCCCUCAACGCAAUCCACAACACCGUCCCCAACUUCUGCCCCAAAUCCUACGCCCACGGCCCUCUCGCGCAACAGCCCAACAAGCACUUCCUCGCCACCGACUUCCUCCGCCUGGGCUACGCGCAAUCACCAGGCUCCGGCGUCUCCUUCGCCGCCAAGCUCGCCAGGCUGCACUCCACGCCCGCGCCCGUCCCAGAGGGCUUCGAUCGGCCCAUGUUUGGCUUCCCCGUGCCGACCUGCUGCGGGGACACGGAGCAGGACAAUUCGUGGCGGGCUUCCUGGGCCGAAUUUUACGCUGACAAUAGGCUGCGGUGCAUCAUGAGGCGCAUCGUUGAGAAUCACGGGCCCGACGACGAGGCGGCUGACAUGCUUGAAACGGUGGCCGGCAAGGUCGUCCCGCGCCUGAUUGGAGACGACCGCAUCAAGAUUACGCCCGUGGUGGUGCACGGCGAUCUGUGGAGCGGUAAUCAUUCGUCGGGGCAGAUUGCCGGCAAGGGCGGUCGCGAAGAGGUUGUCUUUGACCCGUCUUGCGUCUACGGCCACUCCGAGUAUGAACUCGGCAUCAUGAAGAUGUUUGGCGGCUUUGGGAGUUCGUUCUGGAGCGAGUAUGAGAACUUGAUGCCCAAGGCGGAGCCCAAGGGCGAAUGGGAUGACCGCGUUAUGCUCUACGAACUAUAUCACCACUUGAACCACUACUCGAUCUUCGGAUCAGGGUAUCGUGGAGGAGCCAUGUCAAUCAUGAAGAAGCUGGUAUCCAAAUACGGUAGCUAA
Molecule: messenger RNA, 969 nt
Organism: Trichoderma reesei QM6a
Lineage: Eukaryota; Fungi; Ascomycota; Sordariomycetes; Hypocreales; Hypocreaceae
Product: fructosamine kinase
Exons: 3
Coding region: 1-969 (322 amino acids)
Source: RefSeq, a predicted model, not a curated record